Messenger RNA from Dothidotthia symphoricarpi CBS 119687, 2264 nucleotides. RefSeq lists its product as uncharacterized. Lineage: Eukaryota; Fungi; Ascomycota; Dothideomycetes; Pleosporales; Dothidotthiaceae. The record is from RefSeq and is a predicted model, not a curated record. Bases 278 to 2077 code for a protein of 599 amino acids. The transcript has 3 exons.
CAUGCGGUUUAUGGAACCAUGCGCCGUGGUUGAUAAUAAGCCCUGAACCAUGAGAAGAUACCUGGGUACGUAUACUUGCAGUGAAAAUAGAGCGGUCGGCCCCAUCUAAUUUCUGCAGUGAACGUGGAUUUUCUCCCUCACUAGGCAACAGUGAGCUCUUUCACCUGGGCGCGUCCGUUUGUCGGCGCCUCAGCUUCCUAUAAAACUGCUGCCUCCUAAUCAAACGCUUCUCUUUUCUCCACCCCACAUCCCUUUGUUGCUUGAGCACGACAACAAGAUGUCUGCGCCGUACCCGAGCUUCGGUGAACCGUUGCCAGGCGGACGCUGGCUUUCACGCUCCGAGGAGGAGAUUGCAGAGCAUAUGGAUAGCCGCAACCUACGCUAUCGCAAGGGAUGGCCCCAACUUCCACCGCUUCCAGUCUCGAACAUCAGAAACGGCGCUCGCAAUACGGUGAACGACCCGCAAGCCGUCAUAGAUAUGGUGCAGGUAUUGUGCCAGGCUCAGAAGAUCCAGCCCACUGACAUCUACUUUGCGUUUCGGGUACCGGAAGUUCAACAGCCAGGUGAGCAGUACCACACACUGGUAGUCACCGCCGAUCUCAGCAACGACCCCAUUCUCUACUCACUCAUCAUCCAAAUCCGUCGGUAUUUGCAACAAGACCCGCGGCAUCAGGAGAUAUCGAUCGAGAUCAUCGAUCACCGCGUCGUACAUGGUCUGUUCAGUUUCGCUAUUCCUCCGUCCGAAGAGCAUCUACUGGACGUCUGGCAACCGGUCUUCAACAUUGUCUUGGAAGAAAUCCGCAAACAGAAGGAGAAAUGGACCACGAUCGAAAUGUUGUAUCGCGGCUUGGAACGCGAUGCAGCACGGUGUCCGGCAACCGUCGUGAUCACGUCGCCAAAUGCUGCAGGCGACAUCUGGAUUAAGGCGAUUAUCCCGGACAUUCACAAACGCGUCCUGGUGCUAUCUCCUUCUCUCAGAGUCGAGUUGCUUUGCGGCUCAUCUCUUCACGUCGCUUCACAGGGAGCAAUACCUGAUGCACAGAUGUACGAAGACCAUGUACCGAUGGGCGCUUCCAUUGGACAGGGAGAUCCUGAGAUCCAUUCGGGUACAGCCGGUGGCAUGGUGAAGUUGUCAGAUGGCACGGAAUAUGCCUUAACCAACCAUCAUGUUGUACGCAAUGACGGUCUCGACAAUCUGCUCACCAAGAAGUCCAGCGACUCAAGCGAACGACCGUUCCUGGAGCCUGGAAACCCCGCAUUCGAUUCUAACAAACAUAUCCUCACAUGUCCGUCCAACGAGGACAACGCAAACUUCAUCCAAGACCGUAAAAGGUAUGAGCAGCAGUGGUUGACUCAAACCAAGACCCCUGCGGCACCGCAGUAUCUUGCUUCCACACGAGCCGAGCUCACGAUGGCAAGAACGACAGAUCGUUCUCUUGGAACAGUCCAUGCUUCUUCAGGUCUACGAACAGUCAAGUGCGAAAAGCUCUCAAGUAACCCCGCAGAUGGGAAACCUGUAGCAGAAACCGGCAAGUCUCAGUUUCGUUUCAUGCUGGACUGGUGCCUGUUAGCCUUCCAUCCCGGGCGUGGCAUGUCCAACUUUCUUCCCAUGCGGCAGCAGUACAACAUCGGUGGCUACAGCACCCUCAUGUCAGGGCAACAAUGUUCGCAGUGGACGGUCAUGAACAACCCCAAGUGCCAUAUCUUGAGGGACGAAGUAAGCGUUGGCAAGUUUGGUCGUACCACAGGUUUCACAUACGGAAUAAUCAACUCGAUUCCCACCGUCAUCAACCCCGAGAUCGAAGGAGGACAAUACAAAUUCUCUUCUGAGACCUCUAGUUUCACAGUCAAAGACUGUGGCCACAGCAUGUCAUUCGUCGCUCAUAAAGGCACAGCUGUGGGUAAAGGAGACUCUGGAAGCAUCGUCUUGCACGCGCCUUCCGGUGACUGGCUUGGCCUUCUUUUUGGUGAAACGAAAACUGAGGCUGCUCUCUUCACACCCAUUGAUCUCGUCUUUCGAGAUAUCGAGAAGGUGACUGGGCACAAGGUCGUUGAACCUGUCUUCAACUGUAACUGAUUUGUAAAGCAGUACGAUGUCUGCAAUUCAAGGAAGCAUGAGUCGCGAGCAUAGAUCUUGGAUGAAAGAGAGUGACACUGCUGUAUGUUUUUUGUCUCGCUUUUGUUCCUCGAAAGUCUUCCAUUCACGACUGUGGAACUGUGGUCCGUGCGUUAUGUACCUAAGAGCAUACGGAUCGAGGCCGCCA